AUGACGCUCAAGCAGCAACGAGAAAGGAGGACUGCCAGCGCCCGCUUGAGUUGGAUCUUCGUCUUGGCAAUUUCCUCCGCAGCAAUCCUGGUUGCCCCCGUCGCCGCAAACAGCAAUCAGUUGUGCAAUGCCGAGAAGGAGCUGUACGCCAACUGUGUUUUCCGUCUAGACCCAGACGUCGGCAAAGCCUGUGACUCUUGUCGAAUUGCAACAUUCGACGACUUGCCCGAUCGUAAUGAAAACUGCGAAGAAACGGAGGCUAAUCUGUGCCAAGCAGUUCAUACAUGUGGUUGUCAAAAUUGCCAAGAUGAGCUUGAAAACUUUUGGCAAUGCACGACCGUCAACACCAGCAACGGGACCUGCGGGAUUGAAUGCUUCACCGAAAAGUCAACUACGCCAGAGGGCCCCUUGUGUCCCGAGCAUUUUGAUGCUUACAAGGAAUGCGUCUUGAAUGAUCUGGAUGAAGAAACUAGAGGAUCGUGCGAUGAUUGUCGAUUGCAGGCAUCCAAUAGCAUCCCUGAGGAUGUAACUGAUUGUGGCGUUGUGCAAGACAUCUUUUGCAAGGCGGUAGAAAGUUGUGACUGUGGAUCUUGUGCGGGCCCACUCGAAUCUUAUCUCGAUUGUGAUGUCUACAAAAGGUGGUUUGGAGAGUGCGAAAUUAACUGUGGGCUCGCUUCUAGUCCAGUAGCCGGCGUCGCCACCAGCACGGAAGCUGAAAGCGGAGCUUGGGAAUGCCGCCACUUCGUGACCACUGCUUCUCUGGCUUUGGUUUUGGUUGAGUUCCUGGUUCGCUAA
Seminavis robusta is the source of this 795-nucleotide messenger RNA. The record is from the annotation of a GenBank genome assembly. Lineage: Eukaryota; Bacillariophyta; Bacillariophyceae; Naviculales; Naviculaceae.